AUGCCAGAAACUGUUAAUACUGAAAUAUCUGUGAGUGAGACGAACCGUGUUGCUGAUGUUGAAACUACGGAAGUGCUCUUACCUUCUGCACAGGAACCUUCUAAGCCAAAGCCGAAAAAAUCUCGUAUCGAAUCGACAGCGAGGAAAUGUCACACUCGAGUAAGAGAUCCCAAUUUUAUAUCGGAAUCUGACAACGAAUCACGCGUUUCAGCUUCAAAAGCCCUACCGCGUAAGAAAGCACCAGUCAAAAGCAAGGUUGCUGAUACUGUUUCUCUCGAAGAAAAUACAACGGCAAAGUGUUCCUCUGAAAAUUUUCCUGCAAAGAAAACACAAUCUACCGGCAAAAAAUCAAAAACAAAGAAAUCGACAAAAACCAUUUCUAACGGAAAAAAAGAGCUACCCACUUCAAACGAAUUGAAUUCCUCAGAUUCUGUAUCUGCUGAUGCACUUAUCGAAAAAAUCCUUGCUGAAUCUAGAAGUUUCACUUCUAUGGCAACGCCUGGUACAGAAAAGCCAAAGGCGAAAGUAACUCGACGCAAAUUGUCUACGGAUUCACGCCCGUCAAAAAAAGCAAAAAUUUCCGAAGAGCCAAUAGAUGUCGCACUUUCCGUCGAAGAAAUUAUGUUGAAAUAUUCUGGCGAUGACAGCACGGAGGGUAAAUCGAAAGAUAUAACCUCUACGAAACGUUCAAAAUUCAAAGCUGGGUCAAAGCCUCUUGGCGAGUCAUCCGCGAUGGACAAGAAAUCAUCGCCAAAGAAGAACAUCAAGGUACCUAAUCCGGAAGCUACCAUGAAGACCUCAGCAACAGCGAAAAAGAAGAGUGCAAAGAAAAUGACUUCGGUUGCUCAGGAGUCAUUUUCGGAAGAAUUCGAUCCACUGAGUUUCGUAGAAGAACUCCUGCAUGAGAGCCAUGGUGCUUCCCGGAAUUCCAUGCCACCUACCUCACCGCCUAAAGGGAAACCUGUAAAGGGACAGAAAGCAUCAGUUCAAGAACCUAAAUCUGUAGCUAAACGGCCAUCUAAACAACGGAAAGCUCUUUCAUAG
Messenger RNA from Daphnia magna, 1044 nucleotides. Its product is annotated as msx2-interacting protein-like. The record is from RefSeq and is a predicted model, not a curated record. The coding region runs from base 1 to 1044 and encodes 347 amino acids. The transcript has 3 exons. NCBI's taxonomy places the organism in Eukaryota, Metazoa, Arthropoda, Branchiopoda, Diplostraca, Daphniidae.